Penicillium verhagenii is the source of this 1077-nucleotide messenger RNA. Its product is annotated as guanine nucleotide-binding protein subunit alpha. The transcript is spliced from 5 exons. Lineage: Eukaryota; Fungi; Ascomycota; Eurotiomycetes; Eurotiales; Aspergillaceae. Gene Ontology annotation, biological process: G protein-coupled receptor signaling pathway. Gene Ontology annotation, cellular component: heterotrimeric G-protein complex. Gene Ontology annotation, molecular function: G protein-coupled receptor binding; GTP binding; GTPase activity. The record is from RefSeq and is a predicted model, not a curated record. The coding region runs from base 1 to 1077 and encodes 358 amino acids.
AUGGGUUGUAUCUCCUCGAAGCCCGCCGAAGCGGAUAAGGAUGCCAGCCAGCGCAAUGCCCGGAUUGACCGAGUCAUCAAGAGCGAUAAAAAGACCAUGGAUCGCACUAUAAAGAUCUUGUUACUCGGUGCCGGAGAAUCGGGAAAAUCCACUAUCAUCAAGCAAAUGCGUAUUAUCCACAGCCGAGGCUUCCCCGAAGAAGAGCGCCACCAAACACGGGCUGUCAUCUACUCAAAUGUUGUCAUUGCCUUCAAGGUCUUGCUAGACAUUAUGAAGGCGGAACGCAUAGGUUUUGAGAACGACAAUACAAAGGCCAACGGUCAACUAUUAGACAAAACCGAACCCGACGUCGGCUCGGAUGAGGCUUUCUCGGAUCUGAAGGUUCGCGAUGCGAUGAGGGCCAUGUGGCUCGACGGCGGUGUUCAGAAGGCCGUGGCGCGCGGCCAUGAAUUCGCACUUCACGACAACCUCAGCUAUUUUUACGACUCCCUGGACCGGAUCUUCGCCCCCGGGUGGCUUCCUGACAACCAGGAUAUGUUGCAAGCCCGACUUCGGACAACGGGUAUCACCGAAACCCUAUUCGAGCUUGGCCAGAUGAACUUCCGCAUGAUGGACGUUGGUGGACAACGCUCGGAGCGAAAGAAGUGGAUCCAUUGCUUUGAGGGAGUUCAAUGCUUGUUGUUUAUGGUGGCUUUAUCUGGAUACGACCAAUGUUUAGUCGAAGACCAGAAUGCUAAUCAAAUGCACGAAGCUAUGAUGCUGUUCGAAUCACUCGUCAAUGGCGAAUGGUUCAAGCGCAAGCCUAUCAUCCUUUUCCUUAACAAGAUCGAUCUCUUCAGAGCCAAACUCUCCAUUUCCUCCAUCUCCAGACAUUUCCAGGAUUACAGCGGCUCCGAUACAGACUUUGAGGCUGCUACACGAUACUUUGCCGACCGAUUCCGCGGAAUCAACCGAAUUCCAGAUCGCGAGAUCUACAUUCACCAGACCAACGCUACGGAUACCACUCUAUUGAAGGCCACCAUGGACUCGGUCCAGGAUAUGAUCAUACAAAAGAACCUUCAUACCUUAAUACUAUAA